Canariomyces notabilis is the source of this 3009-nucleotide messenger RNA. Its product is annotated as KAR9-domain-containing protein. Gene Ontology annotation, biological process: nuclear migration along microtubule; mitotic spindle orientation checkpoint signaling; establishment of spindle localization. Lineage: Eukaryota; Fungi; Ascomycota; Sordariomycetes; Sordariales; Chaetomiaceae. The transcript has a single exon. The record is from RefSeq and is a predicted model, not a curated record. Gene Ontology annotation, cellular component: spindle pole body; mating projection tip; cell cortex. The annotation marks the transcript as partial.
GAACAGGAGCCACAAAAACAACAACAACAUCAACGUCAACCACCGCAGCAGCAGCAGAAAACGCUCUCAACAAAUGACAACCCGGCCACUACUAGUCCCACCUCAGCACCGCCGACCCAUCGCGCUCGAAAGCCGUCGCCUGGUCUUGCAGCGCGAUUAAAAGCUCUAGGCUUUGGUACGACCCGAAGAUCAUCGCCGCCCCCUUCCCACCACCACGAACCUGUUGGCCGUCUCCCAGAAGAGCAACUUCGGAAGCUUGACCAGGGCCACUUGACAAGCUCGUCAAACACCGUUGUCGAGCGGCGGGGCCGCCCCUGGAAGGGCGUCAUCGUCCGCAUCCCCUCGGUGUCGAGCUUGAAGUCGGACAAGUCGCACGGCAAGCCCGAAGCCGACGAGCCGGCUCCCGCUCCCGCUGUUAGCGCGGGACCCGACUUUCUCCCGGAAAUCGCCACCUCACAACCAAUGGAAAUGGACACUAACAAGUACCGGCUUCCGGAACAUACAAACGGAAACGGCGUUAAGGCCCAGAUCGACCGAAAGGAAGAGCACAUCGCGAGAGACACUAGACCACCCCAGACGCCCGACGAGAUCCCCCCUCCGCCCCUACCAAAGGACACUCCACCCUUAGUACAGCACAGGCCGAAUCCGGCUGUCCCCGUUGCUAACGACGUCUUCAACCCCGACUCCAUCACAUUCAAUCCACUAGGCCUCCAAAGGCCGGGGUCCAUCUAUACGCUAUCACGCGCCUCGUUUGCAAAUCAGCUCGCCCAGCUCACGUCUAUACAGCUUCCCGAUGCCGACUCUCUGUCUAGCAAGGUCUCUGCGAUCCCAACAGCCCAGGCUGCAGCCAAGGCAUUGAUAGGCGCUGCCGACCAAAUUCGCGGCUGGAUUAAUAAGGCUUCCGAAGUGAUAGGCGGUUUGGAGAGCGACGAUGAUGUCGAAUGGGCGGCCGCCGGGGGGCGCGAGGGUGUCGAAGAAGUGGAAAAUGCCAUCCUUCGGUUCGAGGAGCUAAUCAAGGUCUAUGUCAGCGCCAUCGAAAAACUAAAUGCUCGCGACGACAUUGGUGAGGUUUCACCAAAUGAUCUCCGCCGCGCCCUCGCCCAGGUAGAGGCCAUCCUGGAGGAGUGGGCAAGAAUACGCAAGACGCUGCAUUCUGUCAAAGCGCAGGUCGAGAUUGCCAUGGAAUGGGAGGAAUUGUGGAACGUGGUGCUCGGUGAUAUUCAGAGCGAGAUGGACGAUCUGUGCAGACUUGUCUUCGAGAUGGAGGAACGGAGGCACAAGUCGAUCCUCGCCGUCACAGCUGGGGAUGGCGUGGACAUUGGUGAUUUGGAGACCAUAGUAGAGGAGACGCCCCAAGCAUCGCGACUGCAGGCCGCCGGCAACCGCUUCAGUCUCCCCGCGUUCCCAGUCAGCCCUACCUCGCCAUCCCCAAGUGCGUCAGCUACCUCCCUGGACGACUCGAGCCUGCUGGCACUCUUCGCCAGGAUGCAGCCCCUCAGGGCCUCAUUGGACUUUUUGCCCAUGAGGCUCUCAGUUUUCGAGGCGAGGGCAGAGGCCAUUUUCCCCACAGCGUGCGAAGAGCUGGAGAUGCGACGGGAAGACCUGGAUGCAGCUUACAAGAAGCUCGAAAAGGACGCUGAAUCCCUGCGGAAGGAGCUCGGCGAGGAUCGGUGGGUCCUCGUGUUCCGCGGCGCUGGCCGGCAGGCCCAGAAAAUGUACGAGUCAGUCGAAAGGAGCGUGGCAAGGCUCCGCGAAGCAAUCGACUCCGGAAUGCAUCUGACCAAUCAGCCGACGAUGAGCAAGAAGCUGGAGAGUUACGAGGCGAAGAAGACGCACUACGGCCCGGCUAUCGAGCGGGUGCUCUCCAUCAUCGACAGAGGAGUCAAGGACCGGUUGACGGUCAACGGCGAGAUUCUGCGCUUGCACGCGGAGAUGCAAGCCAGGUGGGAGGAAUUGAAAGAGUCCAUGGAGGAGCUCGACGCAUCUAUCGAAGAGCUCCAAGCAGACAAGAGAGGGCAGCAGCUGCGGGAUUCCGUCUCCAGCAUGCUAUCGAACGAUAUAGCAUCCACCAUCGGAAGCACAGUCGAGACACCCCAAAGCUCGCCUCCGUCUUCCGUCAUUAUGUCCAGCUUGGGAAUAAACAGUUCUACGAAUCUUAAACCCUCAAAGCAACGCUCAACAAGCGCCGCAGGUCAUCUGCCCACGCCUGCGAAUCGCAGACAGUCGUCUCUGCCGACUCCGACGAGCAAGAUUGCCCGCAAGCCCGUGACGGCCAGGAUGUCAACGCUCUCCGUUCCUUCACGAGAGGACUCGGCCACCCCAACCGCCAAUCGGAUCUCCCGUCCCCCUUCGACAGCAGGCAGCCGGCCGCCAUCGACUCUAGCGAACCGGCCAAAGUGGAACAGUUCAACCAACACAUCCGACGUAGACACCGGCCACAACUUCAAACCUCUCACCCUCACCACACCGAGCCCGUAUGCCAAGAAACCGCCCGCCCCCGUCCGCUCCACUUCUUCCUUGACACCGUCAUCCGUAUCCAAACUGCCCAAGCUUCGCAGUCCACUCUCACGCGCGGCCUCCGCGUCUCCCAUCCCCGAAGAUACCCCACCCAGAUCCUCCUCCACCAACCUCUCAUUCCGAGAACGCCUCGCGAGCCAAGGAGCACCGGUUUCCAGGCCUCGCCUCGUCUCGCAAACGUCCGCCCCGGCGGCGACGACGGGCGCGAGACGUGCGUCGCUACAACCCCCGAAACUUGUCGAGUCCUCGCCGGACACCACCCCGAGACCGGCUAGUUCGCUCGCCGCUUCCAGGCGCACCAGCCUCCUACCCCAGCCCAGGACCAGACCGCCGUUGUCGUCCUCCGCUUCGGCGUCAACUAGCAGCGUUACGGGCCGGGAAAGCCCCCAGGCCGUGGCCGGCGCGAGGUUUGCUAUGCGCAAGGGCAGCUCGUCAUCCACAUCGGCUGCUGCUGCAGACGGGAAGGGAAAAGAUGCGCGACCUAGGUGGAGG